Xyrichtys novacula (pearly razorfish) is the source of this 4666-nucleotide messenger RNA. The record is from the annotation of a GenBank genome assembly. NCBI's taxonomy places the organism in Eukaryota, Metazoa, Chordata, Actinopteri, Labriformes, Labridae.
AUGACUCACACGCUCCCCCUCCCCCUUGUGUGUCAUAUGUUUUCACCCCAUCCCCUCCCACCACCCUGUCUCUCCAUCGCUGCCUCUCAUUUACCCACAAUUGCUCACUUUUCUCUGCCAGGCUUCCGACACGCUGCAGGUAACGCUUAAAAAGAUUGAUCCUUUUUUUUCAUUACCCCUCCAUUCCUAUAAGCCUCCUCCAUCUUCUCGCCCCCCCCCCCCUCUUCUGCUCCUCUCCUUCUGCUCGUGUUUUCUCACCCCCUCAUCUCUCCACCGGUCCAUGUUUUCUGUCACUGACUUAAAGAGCAGAGAGCGUAGAGCUGGGUUGUGAUCUGGAACAGGUUGACAGUAGAUGCAUAAGUAGGUAUGUGUUAUUAGAUUUUGAUUUAUAUUAUCUUUGCUGUGUGGGUGUUGUUGUGUUUGUGUGUGUGCCAGCAUUUCCGUGAGAGUACCUCUUUCACUAAUAUCCAUCCAAGGCUGCGUCACCAUCAUCACAGUGUGAGUGCAUGUGAGGAAGAGUAUGUGGAGUGUUCGUGAUUCAUGUUAAAAUAAACCAAUAACGCUGCCUUAGCUGUGGUGAAAUUGAAUACUUCGAUAAUUUAACGCGCAUCUGUCUCUCUCUGUGUCGAGUGUUUAUUCUGUGCUCGCCCUUUUUUCUUACAAAAUGAAAUCAAGCAAAUUGCAGAAAUUUGUGUCCAUGAAUGCAGAAGAGUGGAGAUGAUAAUUUUUUUCCUCAACAGGAUGUCUAUCGUAAAUAUUGUUGCCAGGGAGAUCCUGGACUCCAGGGGAAACCCAACUGUGGAAGUCGAUCUGCAUACUGCCAAAGGUUAGAAAAUUAACAUGUUGUCAGAUUAACACUUUUAAUCUGAUUAUGGAUUCAGUUGUGUACCAUUCUUAAUCCAAACCCUUGUAUUUGCAAAAGCUUACCCUCACCUGUCACCUCUUCAAUCUUCACCCCUUCUACCCUCCAUUUCAGGUCUGUUCAGGGCUGCAGUGCCCAGUGGAGCAUCUACUGGUAUCUAUGAGGCUCUGGAGCUCCGAGAUGGAGACAAAACCCGCUACAAGGGCAAAGGUGAACACUUAAACAGACACAUUUGUCUUUCUCAACAUAUUUUCCUUCUUCCUCCUCACUGCGUCACAGACAUUUCCCUCAUAUCGCAUUAAUGUAGAUAGAUAAUACUGGUUUUUAAUGGCUCGACGUAUCUGCUCCUGUCCUUCUGUCUUAGGUGUGACCAAAGCUGUAAAUCACAUUAAUGACACCCUGGGGCCUGCCCUCAUCCAGUCUGUGAGUAGCAGUCCAGGAUCUCAACAAUGUUAGUCAGAAACACUUAAAAGCAUUGAGUGAAGACUGAUCUUGUUUUACUUUCAGGGGAUCAGUGUAUUGGAGCAAGGGAAACUGGACAACACCAUGAUAGAAAUGGACGGCACUGAAAACAAAUGUAAGUAAGCCUCAUUGAUGACAAAUGUGAAGUGACAUGUUUCUGCAGCAGAGGCUAUAAACUGCACAUGUGUUAUUGUUGCUAUCAUUGUUUUUCCCACAGCUAAGUUUGGAGCUAAUGCUAUUCUUGGAGUGUCAUUGGCUAUCUGCAAAGCUGGUGCAGCAGAGAAAGGUGUCCCCUUGUACCGUCACAUUGCUGAUCUGGCAGGAAACAGCGAGUUGGUGCUUCCAGUCCCUGUGAGUCCUUGUCUAAAAAUGCAUUUCUUCCUAACGCAAAAGCCCAUUAUCGUCUUGUCUUACUUAUCUGUUCCUUAUUUAGGCUUUUAAUGUGAUCAAUGGAGGCUCACAUGCUGGUAACAGACUGGCAAUGCAGGAGUUCAUGGUACUUCCUGUAGGGGCGGAGUCUUUCCGUGAUGCUCUGCGUGUGGGGGCAGAGCUCUACCAGACACUGAGAGGUGUCAUCAAGGAGAAAUAUGGUCAGGAUGCAACAAAUGUUGGAGAUGAGGGAGGGUUUGCCCCAAAUAUUCAAGAGAACAGUGAAGGUAAGCUCAUGUAGUAUAAUCACUCCAAUCUUUUAUUUCUUGAAAUGUGCCCUCACAUCUGUUAUCUGCCCCUCUGUCCUUCAGCCCUGGAGCUGAUAAAAACAGCCAUCGAGAAAGCUGGCUUCACAGACAAAGUGGUGAUAGGGAUGGAUGUGGCUGCGUCAGAGUUUUUCAUCGAGGGGAAGUAUGACCUGGAUUUUAAGUCUCCGCCCAAUGCAGCCCGCAACAUCAGCGGUGAUGAGCUGGCAAGCAUCUACCAGGGUUUCAUUAACAACUACCCAGGUGUGAAUUAUGAUUUUGCCCUGAAGCAACUGGAUCAGAAGUGUUUUUCCUCACUCUUCUAAUACUGGUGUAGUCCCAUAGGGCACAUGUUGCAGAAAACAGAUUUUAAACUUUAUACGUAUUUUUUGUUGAGCCAAGUGAACAGAUUUGACAAUACGGGUUCCAUAAAUCCUGAUUUUGAGUAUAACAGCAGUGGGGGAUUUUAUUUUUUCAGGUUUUCAGAUGGGGUACAACCGUACCAUAAAAGAAAAAUGCACUCUAGUGUUUCUGUUGAAAAGCACUUUGAACUUGGUAUCAUGUAGACAUGCAAAAAUCGCAGAAAAUGUUCAUAUUUAAAAUUGAAAGAGUCCAGUUCAAGUCAAAUUGUUAUGCAACUCAAAACAGUGGACGAAAUUAGAAAAAAAAAACUAAAAAUAUCAAUCUAAUGCUGCAUAUUAAUGUUAUUCCUAAAUAUCACACUUGAGGUCAUGCUGUUGUACUGAUUAUCAGCACGACCUCUAACCCAAUUAUCCACAACAGCUCUCCCUCUGGUAUGGUAUUGCAUGUUUAAAUAAAAGGAAUGUAUCAAAUACUGACCUUCAUUCACAUGCGCAGCAGACACCAUCACUUUCCGACUGAACUAAUACCAAUUAAUGAGCCUACCAGCUUAUUUUUCACAUUUCUACAAUUGCCAUAUAUGUUUCACUGCUUCUAUGACAGAGAAACUGAAAGAACAAGAGCGCCUGAUGUCUCCACAGCCCGCUCUCUCCUCCUGACACUUGUGCCUGUUAAAGAGGUUUUAAUUAUGCGCUACGGUGCACAUUUGGCAAGCAGGGACCUACUCUGAUGUGGCUCUUUACCCUGUCAAUGGUGUGCUUCCUGCUUGUGUGGGCAAGUGCGUGUGUGUGCAGCUGUGUGUAAUGUGAGUGCCUUUUUAAGACAUUACUCCCAUUAGAGCCAUUAUUGCCAAUGUCAAUGGUGCUCCAGUUCUACUUGUAGGUGAGGAAUGAAAAAAAAAUGCCAUUCCCAAGCAGGUCAUAUUGAAAGACGACAGCUGAAAAAACAUACCUUUUCUCUUUUCCACAGUGGUCUCUAUUGAAGAUCCUUUUGAUCAGGAUGACUGGCCAGCUUGGUCACAGUUCACAGCCUCUGUGGGCAUUCAGGUAAGACACAUUUUCCUUGUUAUCUAAAGUCAAUUGGUUCAGCUGCUCUGCCAAGAGGUACUCUAGCAUUUGAGUAUUGUACUUUACUCUAUUAGGAAAACAUUGAAGCUGCUGAGGUUAAGAUAUCUUGACUUUUAGUGGCUAGAAUGGCUGUGAAAUGCUGUCCUGAAGUAUUGGCCACUCAGUAGCACCUUCUCCCUCCUGGUAGACACCAACAUCACCAAACUAUAAACUCAGACAUAAGACUGAUCUGGGUUGUAACCUAGGCAGAGCUGUCCUAUCAUAUGAUUGGAUUAAGUUUUAAAUAAGAGAUAAACAGAUAUACAGUUCUGCAAUAAGAGAAACAACAUAUUAUAACGUAGACUUGUUGCUUACAGUGAGUUAGAAAAUGCACCUCAGUCUGUCUAUAACUUUAUUUUCUAAAUUAUGCAGGUGGUUGGAGAUGAUCUGACCGUCACUAACCCACGCAGGAUACAACGAGCAGUGGAGGACAAGGCCUGCAACUGUCUGCUGCUAAAGGUCAACCAGAUUGGCUCUGUAACAGAGGCCAUCAAGGCGUGAGUUGAAUUUGUAUGUAUACAUCGCACGUGUGUGUGUGUAUAAAUGCAUGCAAUAAAUUUGUACCCUCUCCCUGCCUCUCAGGUGUAAGCUUGCCCAGGAGAACGGCUGGGGUGUGAUGGUGAGCCACCGCUCAGGAGAAACAGAGGACACUUUUAUAGCUGAUCUGGUGGUUGGUCUCUGCACUGGACAGGUAAUUUACAUUUGUGCCAUUGCAACAUAAAGAAGCAGCUCACAUACUGACUCGUACUUGAAACUCCACUGCAAAGGUUCACUAAUAACAAGAAGAUUAUUUCUUAUUUGCAAAGAAAACUAUACAUAUAAAUCUAGAAUGUAGCCAUUAUGAUGGAUAUUAACAUUAAACAAAAACAAGAUGUCAACUCCAAAAUACUGUUGGUAAUACUAGGGUUUGUCUCCCAACAGAUCAAGACUGGGGCACCAUGUCGAUCAGAGCGACUGGCAAAAUACAAUCAGCUCAUGAGGUGAGUAUUGAUAGCUUCCACGCAACUUUUCACCACUUUUGCAGUUCUCUUCUGCUCCCCCUCUUUUUUUCAUCUUCUGUUAUCUUCCUCCGUGUUUAUCUGCUUGCUCUGCCUUUCUCUCUGUUCUUUUCUCUGCUUCCUCUUCCUUUCAGGAUUGAGGAAGAGUUGGGUGACCAGGCCCGCUUUGCUGGGCACAAUUUCCGCAACCCCAGCGCCCUCUAA